AUGUCUUCUCGUCUUCCGGCCUUUCCUCGCUUCAUCUUCACCAUCUUCGAGCCUCUCAGCCUCAUCGCCGGUUGGGCCGGAGCAACCUUAGAUCCGUCGUGGUUCGUUAAAGAGCAGACAUCCACGCCCAGCCCCACCGUGGACGACAACUCCCGGCUUGUAGCACUCCAGCUCGGAAACUGCUAUGGCUUACUGUUCCUCGCUGCUGUCGCCGUGCUGUACACGACGACUGAGCUCAAGGUCGUGCGGAACUAUCUGAUCGCGCUAUGGAUCGCAGACAUUGGGCAUAUUGCAGUGUGCUACCUCGGCCUGGGGUAUGAGAGUUCGACCACUUUGUUUUACGUCCACAAGAAGAUUGCGGCAUAUGGAAAGCGUACGACAUCUCAAAAGAUUGCGUACAAAAUUCAUGGGCUGGCUGACGAGUUACAGGAGAGCGAGCUGGAGGUGGAGCAAUAA
Molecule: messenger RNA, 456 nt
Organism: Diaporthe citri
Lineage: Eukaryota; Fungi; Ascomycota; Sordariomycetes; Diaporthales; Diaporthaceae
Exons: 3
Coding region: 1-456 (151 amino acids)
Source: RefSeq, a predicted model, not a curated record